Messenger RNA from Arctia plantaginis, 1554 nucleotides. NCBI's taxonomy places the organism in Eukaryota, Metazoa, Arthropoda, Insecta, Lepidoptera, Erebidae. The record is from the annotation of a GenBank genome assembly.
AUGCCUUUAAACAAUAUUAAAUGGUGCUGUAUUUGUUUGACAAAUAACAAUGAUGAUAAUAUCUCAGACGCAAGGGAAUACAGUGAUAUUUUCAUUCAACUUACAAACAAUAAACAAUACGAGUAUAAGGACCUCGUUCUUUGUAUGUGGUGUAAAACAAUAUUAAAGAAGACAAUAUAUUUAAAAAAUCUAGCAUUUAAAACUGAAAAAAUGAUUCGUGCACGUGAUGAGGUCUCAACAAUUAGUACAAACAAACAUUCACACAGAUUUUCACUCAGUACAGUUACACAUACAGACAUUCCUUCAAACACCAAAGACAUGAAAAAUAAUCAUAUCAUAAAUUUUUAUAAAGACGGUGAAAUACAAGAAGAAACCCAAACUACAAAACAAGUCAAUGAAAAUGUAAUUUAUGUAAAAAGUGUUAACUUGACAUGUUUAGAAAAAGAAUUGUAUUUAGCCAAAGAAAGCAAUCACAAAAUAGAUUUUUUAAAUGAUGAAUUAGAAUACCAAAAUGAAAAUGAAAGUCCACUUAUCGUGGAAUUAAAUGAAAGCCAGCUAAAAGGUAAUGGUUUACGAACAAAAAAUACAAAUAUAAACAAAUUAAAAUCUCCACAAAUUCAACAUGAGAAAUCAUCAAAACUAAAUAGAAUAGAUUUGAAACUUGAAGAGUUGAAAUUUGAAGUCAAAUAUUUAAAUUUAGAAGAACAGACCAAAGAGGUGGAAAGAAAAAAAAUAAAAUAUAAGAAUAUGAAGUUCCAAUGUGAUCUGUGCGGAGUUGGCUUUUUGACAAAUGAUUAUUUUGAAGCUCAUCAGACAAGACAUACAGAGGCCGCUGGCCAGUACAAGUGUAGUGUCUGUUCACUUCACUUCAAGAACCAGUUGGUGGUUUCCCAGCACAUGUUGUCACACAGGCGACUGUUCUCGUGUAUGGUGUGCGGAGCACAGUUCAGCAAGUGGUCCAACUGUACCGUGCACAGACAGAAGUGUGGGGGCCUCGUCAUGUUCGUCAGCUGUGAGACAUGUUCGAAGGUUUUCAGCGAUCCACACUCUCUGAAAGUGCACAUGAGGGUCCAUGAUCCGAGGAGGCAGUUCACGUGCGAACAUUGCGGCAACAAGUUCAAGACCAAGCAGAGAUUGGCUGUGCACAUCAGGUCGCAUACUGGUACCAGGCCAUUUAGUUGUACCUCCUGUUCCCGCUCCUUCACAACUAACUCAAACCUGAGGGCUCAUCGCACUGUGCACUCAGACGUGAGCGAACAUUACUGCGUCGAGUGCAACACGUACUACAAAACCGCCAAGAGUCUGAAAAGACAUUUGAGUGAGUCUGUGAGACACAUUCGUGAUAGAAAUUAUAUGUACAAAUGCAAGCAAUGUUCCAAAGAAUUCAGUACAGUUAAAAGUUUAAACAGCCACGUGGCGCGACACACCAACGGACUACAAGAACUUUACUGCCCACAAUGUAAUAAGACAUUCUCGAGCAAGUCAAAUUUAACUAAACACUUGAAGUGCUUACACAAAAGCAAUACGUCGACUCGAAAUGAAAAGAUACACUAA